This is a messenger RNA of Esox lucius (northern pike), 6055 nucleotides long. RefSeq names its product platelet-derived growth factor receptor, beta polypeptide (gene pdgfrb). Gene Ontology annotation, biological process: cell chemotaxis; multicellular organism development; cell surface receptor protein tyrosine kinase signaling pathway. Lineage: Eukaryota; Metazoa; Chordata; Actinopteri; Esociformes; Esocidae. Gene Ontology annotation, cellular component: signaling receptor complex. The transcript is spliced from 23 exons. Gene Ontology annotation, molecular function: platelet-derived growth factor beta-receptor activity; ATP binding; platelet-derived growth factor binding. The record is from RefSeq and is a predicted model, not a curated record. The coding region runs from base 409 to 3654 and encodes 1081 amino acids.
UAUUCAGAGUGAGAGGCAGAGUGUGCGCUUUCUGUUGGCUGUUGGGCAGAGUAGUGUACUGGCUUGGUCAGUGUGUGAGAAUAGAGGAGCAGAGAAGACCCCUGGUGCUGUGACUUGACUAAACAAACAGAGAGCUCAGUGUGGUACCUACUCCAACGAACUCCCAGGACACUGAAGAUUAACCCUAAACCCCUUCAGUCCUCUACUUCAGAGGAACCCAGACCGAACCCUAAAAAUUUCAACUGGCUAGAGAUUGUUACUGUUUACUCAGAAGUCAACAGACCACCGCCAACAGCACAUCUCUGAAGAGAGAGAUAGAGAGAGAGACAUACAGAGGCUGAGACUUGAUCAUGUUUUAGGAACCAAGAUACAGCCAGGAACUGAAGAAGAGUUAUCUCCACCGUUACCAUGACGAGUGUUCAACUGACGGUCCUUCUUACAGCUAUUCUGCACCUCUACCCUAAGUUCCAAUGCUUGGAGAUCAAACCUAACAACACAGAGGUCAUUAUGAAACCGGGCAACACCAUUGGCUUCAACUGUUCCGGACAGGGCACAGUCAAAUGGACAUUUAAACGGGAUGACAAUGUUCCAAAUUUUAGAAAUGAAACCAAAGCCAUGACCAGUGUUCUCUUUCUGGAUGAUGUCACGUGGAAACACACAGGAGUGUAUGUCUGUACCGAGACACAGACCAACGAGACUCAAGAGGUGGCCGUGUUUGUGUCAGACCCAGAUGUGUGGUUUGUUGAGAGCUCCCACGGCAUGACGACCCGGACCAGUGAAGUGGGCACCAUACCCUGCGUGGUCACCAAUCCCCAGAUCGCUGUCAGCCUCCAUGAGAGGGACAGUGACAUGAAGGUCCACGGGGACUACAUCCCCCACGAGGGCUACAGGGCCCUGCUGGAGGACAGGACCUACGUGUGCCGCGGGGAGCUCAAUGGGGAGGUGAAAGAGUCCCAGUCAUUCAACGUCCUCAGUAUUAUUGUCCCGGAGGCGCUCGACCCCUACAUCAACGCGUCGAAGACGGUGCUGAAGCAGGGCGAGUCCCUGACGGUGACCUGCACGGUGCAUGGAGUGGAUCUGGUCUCCUUCUUCUGGACCUAUCCCAACCAAGAUAUGGAGCACGUUAAGCCGACCACUGACGUCCUGCCACAGAGCAUGCGCUCCUACCUCUGGUUCGCCACGGCUACACUGGCCAAUGCUGGGCAGUAUGUGUGUCUGGUAUUGGAUGUCGUCCAGGACCAGACAGCCACAGCCAACAUCAACAUCACUGUUCUCGAGCGAGGCUUCGUGGAGCUGAGUCCGGUCCAGCAGGGCAAAGUCUCGGUCAAGCUAUACCAGAAUGUAGAGCUGAGGGUGGAGAUUGAGGCCUACCCUGCUCCACAUGUUUACUGGACAAAAGACAACACCAGCAUCAAAGGGGACAAAACUAUCAUCACAAAGCAGGAGCACGUGACCAGGUAUGUCAGUACUUUGACUUUGGUGAGGAUCAGGGCGGAACAGAAGGGCCUUUAUACCAUUCUUGUCACCAAUGGAGAUGACACCAAGGAAGUUACCUUUGAUUUGGAGGUCAAAGUUCCCGCUCAGAUCACUGACCUAUCGGACCACCACCUCCCAGGACACAGGCAUGCUGUGACCUGUGUAGCUGAAGGGGUCCCCUUCCCAUCCAUCAAUUGGUUCAGCUGUGACAGCAUGCUCAAGUGCAGUAACCGGAGCACAGUGUGGCAGCCCCUGGUGUCAGACUCUGAGACCUUGAGCCUCCAGACCAACGUCAGCUUCAACGAGAGCCGCAAGGUCGGCCAGGUCCGAAGCCAGGUCACCUUCCACAAGCCCCAGCAGGCGACCAUUCGCUGUGAAGCCAGCAAUGAGGGAGGAAUCCGCUGGAGGGACGUCAAACUGGUGUCUAGCACUCUGUUCUCUCAGGUGGCGGUGUUGGCAGCGAUUCUAGCCCUGGUCGUCAUCAUCAUCAUCUCCGUCAUCAUCCUCAUUGCUGUGUGGAGGAAGAAGCCGCGUUAUGAGAUCAGGUGGAAGGUCAUAGAGUCUGUGAGUCUGGACGGCCACGAAUACAUCUAUGUCGACCCCAUCCACCUGCCCUAUGACCUGGCUUGGGAGAUGCCCAGGGACAGCCUGGUGCUGGGUCGAACCCUUGGGUCUGGAGCGUUUGGCAGGGUGGUCGAGGCGACUGUGUAUGGUCUUGGCCAUUCCCAGUCCUGCAUGAAAGUUGCCGUGAAAAUGCUCAAAUCCACAGCAAGGAGAAGUGAGACUCAGGCCCUUAUGUCAGAGCUGAAGAUUAUGAGUCACCUCGGGCCUCACCUGAACAUCGUUAACCUGCUGGGAGCAUGUACCAAACAGGGUCCUCUCUACCUAGUGACUGAGUACUGUCGCUACGGAGACCUGGUGGACUACUUGCACAGGAACAAGCAUACGUUUCUGGAGUACUACGCUGAGAAGAACCAGGAAGACUCCGGCUGUCGCAUCUCUGGAGGGAGCACCCCUCUCAGCCAGAGGAAAGGCUACGUGUCGUUUGGCAGUGAGUGUGACGGCGGUUAUAUGGACAUGAGUAAGGAUGAGCCCACCAUGUACGUCCCCAUGCAAGAGCUGAAAGACACCAUCAAAUAUGCCGACAUCCAGCCGUCUCCCUACGAGUCUCCAUACCAGCACGACCUAUACCAGGAAGAAGACCAGACCACAGUCUCAGCCCUGGUCAUUAGUGACUCCACCACCCUCAGCUAUACUGACCUCAUCGGUUUCAGCUACCAGGUGGCCAAAGGCAUGGAGUUCCUUGCAUCCAAGAACUGUGUCCAUCGUGAUCUGGCCGCCAGAAACGUGUUGAUCUGUGAGGGUAAACUGGUUAAGAUCUGUGACUUUGGCCUAGCCAGAGACAUUAUGCACGAUGACAACUACAUCUCCAAAGGCAGCACGUUCCUGCCCCUGAAGUGGAUGGCCCCGGAGAGUAUCUUCCAUAACCUGUACACUACCUUGAGUGACGUAUGGUCCUAUGGCAUACUGCUCUGGGAGAUCUUCACCCUGGGAGGAACGCCUUACCCUGACCUGCCUAUGAAUGAGUUGUUCUACAGCGCCUUAAAGAGAGGCUAUCGCAUGAGCAAACCUAAUCAUGCCACAGAUGAAGUCUAUGAAGUCAUGCAGAAGUGCUGGGAUGAGAAGUAUGAGAAGAGACCAGAGUUCUCCCUUCUGGUCCACACUAUGGGGAACAUGCUCACAGACAGCUAUAAAAAGAGAUAUAGCCAGGUCAACGACGAGUUCUUUAAAAGUGACCACCCAGCCGUGGUCCGCACCAAACCCAGGCUCUCCUCUCCCUUCCCCACCCCGGUCUUUACCCCCUCCACAACCCCAGCCACCCCCCAAGACACAAACCCCUAUCCUCUCACCGGAGACUUCAGAGCGGAGGCAGACAGCCAAGAAAUUGUGCCGUCCUACAACGACUACAUAAUCCCAAUCCCGGACCCAAAACCAGAGGAGGAAGUCUGUUCUGAAAGCCCCGCGAGCUCUCUGACUACGGACGAGGAGGCUGAUUCAAUCUCCCCAGAGACUGCAGAGGCAGGCACCGUUUCAGAGGAGGAGGAUCUCCAUGCCAACCAGGCGCUGGUUCCUCUGGAAUCAUCUGGAACACCAGAAGUGGAGGAUAGCUUCCUGUAGAUCUGCCAAAAAACUUGGUGAAAUUAUGGCAACAUUCCUGAAUAGCUUUUGUGGGUAAUAAGAGAAUGUAGCAUGAAAAUGUAGCAAAUGUAUUAAGAGGUUUCCACUAAAAAUACAAGAAAUGACCACUGCUUUAGAGAAUAUUUUUGACUGUGCUGUGAAUCUGACUAUUUAAAAGUUCAAAUGUAGUUUUCAGUCCAUCUUUACACAAAAAAAUCUAGAAGUUUUUGUCAGUUUGUGCAUAUUUGUUCUCCAAACAGUCUAUGCUAUAUUUGUCGAGCCAUGUUACUAGCCGCACUGAAUAUAAUAGCAUAGCUAAACGUUACUAUAACACAAAAACAGCACCAAAUUCAAUCACUACAUGAAUGAUAAUUGUUAGUUUCUAUCUAUUAUAUCGAUUACCUCUAUUUAGCAUAACUGAUCUAAAUUAUUUUCAAUCAUGUGACCCUGCAUUUUGAGUUCCUGUAGUUUCAAAGUCACUAACAACGUUGAUUUUAAUUAUGCACAAUGAAUGUUAGAGCUGAUGGUUUUAUCAAGUUGUAUCAUGGUAGCUUCUCUUUGUGUUUUGUCACUUGUCGUUACGUGCAAUCCGCGCACGCACAUAAGAUUUACUAAGCUCCAAAAAAAGUUAAAUAUGCAGCUGGUCCAAAUAUUUAAAAAUAAUCAAUUUAAAAUCAGCAAUUACUUCAAUUGAAAGUGACAAACAAUCAUCAAAAAAUAGGACCUAUCAAAUUAUUUACUUUAAAGUUGGGAAUAUAUGACUUGCGAAAUACUGUAGUAUUAUAGUUCCUAUUGCAGUGUUUCUAUGGUGAUUUGUCUAUUUGUUUUACAUGUUUUAUUUUCAUGUGAUAAAGAUUGAACAAAAAAACACUAAAGUUGGAACAUUGUAACAGGGAGAGACACAGGGAAUGAACACAGGAUAAGUGUUCAGGGCACUGGAGGGCAUUUAACAGAAAAUAGCAAAUAGAAGAGUCCGCUGGGGAAGGUGGUGAGUUGGCAUCAUCAGGUUACAAAACAGCGGUGGUUCUGGUGACAUGGCAUUACACUCUUCUCUUUUUCACUGCUGCCUUGAGCUGAUUUUCUGGGGCCCUUUUAACCUCUCCCUGAAGAGGUCUGACGGUAACGCAGAAGAGGUCAUGUUACAUCAUAACUUGUACUGUUACAUUAUGCCUGCGUGAAGAUGUUCCCAUUUCUUGGCUGAUAGCCUACUGCAUUCAGUAAAACAAACAAAAUCGUAAGGCAUCCACUUUUCAAAAAAUCGUUGGAAAAUGAAAUUCUAGUUGCACUGAGGUACAAUAUUUUUUUGAGUUUUGAGUUGCAAAUGCAUUUGUUCUACUCCAAGUUAGUUUGUGGGAAAAUAAUUUUGACAGUUAAAUAUAUUGGCCUUUAUUGAGCAAAAAUGUACAAUGUAAAUGCUGUCUUUCAAAAUAUCAGUUUAGGCUGUCUUGAUUUUUAUAUUAUGUAAAUUUACUUUCUACAUUUUAUAUAGCAUUUCAUUUUUAUGAGUCCUGUAUACAUUUUGCACUUUACAAUGUUUUGCAAAACAUUUCUAAGAAUGGGAUGUAAGGUACAGUACAAACGAGAUUGAAUGAUGUUUGAAAGGUAUUAACAAAUUGUAUACAUGUAGGUACUGAAUGAAUGAGAAAUAAACUGAGCAUUUCACUGCCUUAGCACGUAUUGUAUAACACCAGUACGCUGUUGUGUACUGUGACUAUGACUAAUAUCUUUGACAUACUUUUGUAUUGUAUAAAGUUUUAUUAAAAAAAGACAAAUAGUAGGCAAAAUGUUAAAAUAUAUAAUUCAAUUUUCUAUGGAAAGAUAUCUGUAGAAAUAUGUCUCUGUGAUUUUAAAUCUACAUCCAUUAAGCAAUGAUAUGAUACUGAGAUCGUUUACACUGCCUCUUGUUAAGAUUACUCACAAUGGUUCUCCUAUCAUUAGAUACACUCCCAGUAAAUGAUAUUCUUCCUUGUACAUAUUUUUAUAUGGCGUAUAAACACAGAAUGCAACACAAGCGGAAAUUCAGGAACACACAUAAUACAUGGGUGAUUCUCAUGAAACUAGUUCUAACGCUACAUAGGCUUGGUCGUAAGGCCGUGAUGUCUAGUUCCUAGGAACAAAUCUUAUUUUAAAUUUCCAAAGUCUUUCAGCUGAAUGUUUUCUAAUCUUCCUGAGAAAUCUCAUUCUUAAAAUACACCCAGAUUAUUUUUAUUUAUUAGGCCUACAAAUAUUUGGGUCAAAUGUUUCAUGAAAAUCAUCCACACACUAUAGAUAUUCACAACACACACAAGCACGCUAUGGUACCAAAGAUUUUCUGCAUUUGUACAAAUGUAUUUUUAUAUGUAUGAUUUUAUAUUUUAAAAGUGUUUAUGUGAAAAUAAAGUCUACAACAGAAAUAUUAAAA